AUGGGGAGCGGCCAGCUCCAUUAUUCUGUGCCGGAGGAAUCCCAGCACGGCACCUUUGUGGGCCGCAUUGCUCAGGAUCUGGGACUGGAGAUGGAUGAGCUGGUGCCUCGGAUGUUCAGGAUGGAGUCUGCAGAUCAUAGGAACUAUUUUGAGGUAAAUGUUCAGAAUGGCAUUUUGUUUGUUAACUCCCGGAUAGACAGGGAGGAGCUGUGUGGCAAGAGCUCUUUGUGUGCUGUUCACCUGGAGGUGAUUGUGGACAAACCUUUGAGGGUCUUCCAUGUAGAGGUGGAAAUCAAGGAUAUAAAUGACAAUGCCCCCACUUUCUCUGUAAAUAUAGUAAAUCUUUUUAUAUCAGAAUCAACAGCAUAUGGUUCUCGCUUUUCUCUAGAGAGUGCAUCAGAUGCUGAUAUUGGUAAAAAUGCCCUUAUUGCAUACAGGAUCAGCUCAAAUGAAUACUUUGCUCUGGACACUCAGGAUAAGCAAGCUAAAAGCCCUCUACCAGAGCUUGUUUUAAAAAGGACUUUGGACAGAGAGGACAUCUCUCUGCACCAUUUAUUGCUUACAGCAACAGAUGGGGGUCAACCAGAACUCACAGGAACAAUACAGCUAGUGAUAACUGUGCUGGAUGUUAAUGAUAACAGACCUGUCUUUAAUCAGUCAGUUUAUGAAGUGAGUUUACUGGAAAGUUCAGCUGUUGGGACUCUUGUUGUAAAGUUAGAAGCAACAGAUAUUGAUGAGGGCAUUAACAAGGAGAUUACCUAUCGCUUUAAAACAUCCUUACCCACAACUAUUCAAACAAUGUUUGAGAUUGAUGAGAAUACGGGGGAGAUCAGGCUAAAAGGAAAAUUAGACUUUGAAGAAGUGAAUUUAUACGAAAUUCAAAUACAAGCCAUUGACAAGGGACAUGCACCAAUGGAAGGAGACUGCAAACUUUUGAUAGAAGUUUUGGAUGUGAAUGACAAUAGCCCUGAGAUGUCACUGAAGUCGCUAUCCGUGCCAGUUGCAGAGGACUCCCCACCAGGGACAGUGGUGGCUCUGAUCAGCAUCUCAGACAGGGACUCUGGGGCUAACGGGCAAGUGAGCUGCUCUGUGACGCCCUCCCACCUACCCUUCAAGCUAUUGUCCACUUUCAAGAAUUAUUACUCUCUGGUGGUGGCUGAGCCCCUAGACCGGGAGCGGGAAGCAGAAUACAAGCUGGUAGUGACUGCCCAGGAUCAAGGGACUCCAUCGCUAUCAACCAGCAGCACCCUGGUGGUACCCAUUGGUGACAUGAACGACAACGCUCCUGCUUUUCCUCAGUCUUCCUACACAGUCUUUGUGAAGGAGAACAACCCACCAGGUGCUCACAUCUUCACGGUGUCUGCCUCGGACCCAGAUGUGGCUGAGAACAGUCUGAUCAGCUACUGGCUGGACGAGAAGCUCUGGCCCCUGUCAAGCUACAUCUCUGUGCACUCAGAGAGUGGGAAGCUCUAUGCUCUUCAGCCCUUGGACUAUGAGGAGGUGAAGCUGCUGGAGUUCCAAGUGAGAGCCAAGGAUGCUGGGCUGCCCUCCCUGUGUGGCAAUGUGACGGUGCAAGUCUUUGUGGUGGAUGAGAACGACAAUGUGCCAGCUGUGACUGUACCAGUAGAGGAGGCUCCCACCCUGCUGGUGGUCCCCCUGACAGCUGGGCAUGUGGUGGGCAAGAUCCGUGCCCUGGAUGCUGACUCAGGCUACAACGCAUGGCUGCGCUAUGAGAUGCAUGAGGGGUCCAGUAGGCUUUGGCGGGUGGGACUGUACAGUGGUGAGAUCAGUACAACACGUGCCCUGGAGGAGGCAGAGGGCAGCAGCAGUCAUAGUUUGCUGGUUGUGGUGAAGGACCAUGGGAAGCCCGCUUUGUCAGCCACCGCCACGCUGAGUAUUUCGUUGGUGGCCAGUGUCCAAGCCCUCCCAGCUGAUGCCCGCCUUCCCAGAAGGGGAGGGAGCCCCAAUCCCCUGGCGGAUAACAUGAACAUCUACCUCAUCAUAGCCAUCUGUGCAGUGUCCAGCUUGUUCCUGCUGGCCAUCAUUGCGUAUAUGGCCCUGCGGUGCCAUUGCCAGCCUAAGGAGGCCAUGGUGUAUGGUCCUGGAACAGCCACGCUGGUGUGUGCCAGUGAGGUGGGCAGCUGGUCCUAUUCAAAUCGCCACAGUCACAUCUUGGGCAUGACAGGAGACUCCAAUGCCAAAAGCGACCUCAUGGUUUUCAGCCCCAACAUACCUGUUUUUGCAGAGACUGCACAGGUAGGGAAUACAAAGGAGCUGGUCCCAGAUUCUUCUGGACAGGUGAGUCUCUGA
Messenger RNA from Podarcis lilfordi (Lilford's wall lizard), 2310 nucleotides. The record is from the annotation of a GenBank genome assembly. NCBI's taxonomy places the organism in Eukaryota, Metazoa, Chordata, Lepidosauria, Squamata, Lacertidae.